Phlebotomus argentipes is the source of this 2573-nucleotide messenger RNA. RefSeq names its product bicaudal D-related protein homolog. The record is from RefSeq and is a predicted model, not a curated record. Lineage: Eukaryota; Metazoa; Arthropoda; Insecta; Diptera; Psychodidae. Bases 927 to 2573 code for a protein of 548 amino acids. The transcript is spliced from 8 exons.
AGAGUUCAUGAGACUCUCAGUGUUGGUUGUGUGACUGGUUGAGGUGGAACUGUUGCUGCCUUCAUUCCUCGCUCCCACUUUCGCGGUGCGCCGUGUCAGGAGGAACAGUGAUAGAGCAUUUCCUGCCCAAUCAAUUUCCCACCCUCGUAUCUGUACAGCUGUAUUGAAUUUUCCAAUUUGUCCCUCGUCGCCGAUCGCGCGCGCCCUUAUCAGUCAGUGCUAUCGCCAGAGAUACACAAAGCCGAUGAGACUUCCAUCAUGCCCAGUGACUCACCUGAAAUAAUAAGUGGGAUUUUGGUAUCCAGUGUGCUCUCUGGCUGAUAUUGACUCACACGACAUCGAACGAGUGAGAAUGUGUGGAGAAAAGUGCAAUUACAUCUCGAGACAUUGAAGCUUUAAAUUUAACAACACAUUUAACAUCAGUUUCUAAUCAAUAUAGUAUUUAUCGUUACAUUGUUCUCUAUAUUCUACACCUAUAAAGAGAAUUUGCGUGCGAACUUCUUUCAACCUUCAUCUUGUGCCUGUUUGUGGAAAAUUUCGACUCUCUCGAACUUGUGUACGAUUUUGCACAAUUAUCUCACAUUUCGCACUGGCCAAAAAUGUGCUGGAAAAAAGACCAGCGAAAGAUUGAGUAAUCCCGAUACUCUGGAGAAAUCGAUAAAAAUACAGUGUGCCACAAUCAAUAAAACAGUGGUUGAAAGUGACAAAAAGUGGAUUUUCCCCGUAAAUUUAUUUACAAACAUGAGCAUCACUGCUUAUUAAUCUGGAAUUUUUGCCCUGUGGCUUUGGAGAGUGUGAAGAAAAAGAGAAAAUUAUGUGAUUUCGUGUCCAAGAGUGAUAAAAAUUGAGUAUUUUCAACGACUCUUCUUCACAAUUUUAUGCCACGGAAUCCAUAAAUCAUCAACCACUCACGAGUGCGAAAAGUGAUGGCAACGGCAGCUAAGAAGACCAAACCAACCCUCGAGGAUUACAUAUUCGACAUGGAGACGAGGCCGCCAGACAACGGCAAGGCGUCAGAGGGUGAUCUCUGGACGCAAUUGCAGCAGAAGGAGGCCGACCUGGUCCUGGCCGCCGAGCUGGGCAAGGCGCUGCUGGAGAAGAACGAAGAGCUGGCCAAGCAACAGGAGAAAAUCAUUGAGGAGUACUCGACUAAGCUUGAGAACUUGGAGCAGGAGAAGCAUGUGUUGCGUCGGAAGCUGUCCAUGGCGCAGAGUGACGGCGAUCAGCGGGUGCUGGAGCUGCAGGCGGAUCUCAAGGAGUUCCAGACCAAAUUGGAGGCACAGGAGCAGAAUGUGAGGCAGGCGGAGCGCGAGAAGACCCUCCUGAUUGAGGAGCUCACAGCACAGAAUGCCCGACUGACGUCGCAAUUGCAAGAGGCGAAUCACCUCGAAGCCCAGCUCACGGCACAAUUGCAGGAAGUGCGAGAUCAGUACAGUUUGCGCAACACGAGCUUACAGGAUCACGUGAGCAGCCUCGAGAGUCUCAAGGAUGAGCUUCGCCUGGUGGCGGAGAAGAAGAGCGAGCUGGAGAAGCGAUUGCAGGCGUGUGUGCGCGAGAGGGACGCUCUGAAUGCCGCCCUCGAGGAGGCCUCCGACCGGAUACACUCGCUGGAGCGACAUGCGAGAGAGCAGGAGACAAAAUUGCAGACCACCAUUCGGACGCUGGAUCGCCUCCAGAGGGAGAACAACACGCUGACGGAGCGGCUCGAGUAUGCGGGCAAUCAGGGAUCGCCAAAGUCCACGCAGGGGCCGCGCUCACUGCUCGCCGAGAUGGAGUGCGAGGAGGAGCUGGACGCCACCACGGAGGAUCACCAGAACAAUCAGCAUCACCUGCAUCCCAUCGUCAUGGAGGCAAAGGCUGUUUACAAGCAACUCAAGGCUCUCUGCGGCACUCUCAAGAGCACCCACGAUGACGAUUCCGGUCUGCAUUCGGACUUGUCGCUGGGCUCCAUGGACAACACAAUCUCCUCCCAGCCAUCGGACUUCGGGCUGACUGGCGCCUCAGACAAAGAGCCCUUCCGGCAGGGAAUGCUCUCCGCCACGGCGGACGAUCUCAUGAGGAGCAUCAUGGCCCUGGACUCUGUGCACUUCAAGGCGAUGCUGGAUCAGGCGAGGACCACCAACUCCGACCAGGAGGACGAGCUGCGGCGGCGGCAAGACAUCAUCAUGGAGCUGGAGAGCAAAUUGUCCGUUCUGGAAGUGGAGCUGAGCAGCGCGCUGGAAGAGAGAGAUCAGGCGCGAAAGGAUGCCAGCCAGAGCUCUCUGGCGCAAGAUGAAGCCGUGGCUCAGGCGAGACUGGACAGAGACAACGCCGUGUCGAGGAGGACGAAGGCAGAGGUGGAUCUGGCGAAGACGCGCGUGGAAUUGAUGCAGGCCAACGGUCAACUUCUGGAGGCCAUCCAGCAGAAAGUGGAGCUGUCGCAGCAACUGGAGCAGUGGCAGAUGGACAUGCAUGAGUUGAUUGAGGAGCAGAUGAAGAUGAAGCUGAACGAGACGAACAGGAGCAAACAGAGCAAAGACGCUCCUCCAGUGCCUAAGAGAACAUACAGAAUCCUGAGCCUGUUCCAGCGAUGA